CAUCUACUCUUAAAGAAGAUCAGAAAUCUCGAAUAGAAAAAAAUCUGAUAAAAGUUCUAAUGAAUGAAAGCCCUGAUCCUGAACCUGAUUGCGAUGCUGCUGCUGUGAAAGCAUCACAAAAAUUGUGGGCUGACCGUGUUUCCUUGGCAGGCAGUAAUCUUUUUACAAUAGAAGUCCAAGAUUUUAUACCAUUUGUGCAGUGCAAAGCAAAAUUUCUUGCUCCUAGUUUUCAUGUUGAUGUUCCUGUGCAGUUUGAUGUAUACUUGAGAGCUGAUUGUCCUCAUCCUAUUAGGUUUUCGAAGCUCUGCAUCAGUUUCAAUAAUCAGGAUUACAACCAAUACUGUGUGGUAGAAGAAGCCUAUCAAAAAAGUGAUAUUCUAGAACAGUCAUCACAAGGAACAAUGUGCUUAGUCCCUGGCAAAACGAGAAAGUUCACUUUCAAAUUUGUUGCGAAAACUGAAGAUGUAGGAAAGAAGAUUGAGAUCACCUCUGUGGAUUUGAUCCUGGGAAGUGAAUCUGGCCGAUGUGUGAUUCUGAACUGGCGUGGAGGAGGUGGAGAUGCUGCUUCAUCUCAAGAAACAUUGCAGGCAGCACGUUCCUUCAGGCGAAAACCUAAGCUUCCGGAUAAUGAAGUGCACUGGGACAGUUUGACUAUUCAGGCAAGCACUAUGAUUAUUUCUAGAGUGCCAAACAUUUCUGUUCAGCUCCGUCAUGAACCUCCUGCCCUGACUAAUGAAAUGUAUUGUUUGAUUGUGACAGUCCAGUCACAUGAGGAGACGGUGGCCAAAGAUGUUAAGCUUACAGCAGGUUUAAAGCCAGGGCAGGAUGCCAACCUGACUCAGAAAACUCAGGUGACUCUUCAUGGAACAGAUGCAUGUGAUGACUCCUUUCCUGCACUGCUUCCUGAUAUCCCUGUAGGAGACUUGCAACCAGGGGAAAAGCUGGAAAAACCAAUAUACAUUCGUUGUGGAACAGUUGGUGCAAGAAUGUUUCUGGUUUAUGUUUCUUACUUAAUCAACACUGUCGUCGAGGGGAAAGAAAUCCUCUGCAAGUGUCACCGGGAUGAAACUGUAACCAUAGAAACAGUAUUUCCUUUUGAUGUUGCUGUCAAAUUUGUCUCCACAAAGUUGGAGCACUUGGACAGAGUAUUUGCCGAUAUACCGUUUUUACUGAUGACCGACAUCCUGAGUGCCUCUCCUUGGCCUCUCACUAUUGUAACCAGCCAGCUACAGCUCUCGACUUCAAUGAGCCCAGUAGAUCAUCUGGAAUCUUAUGUGGAGAAUGUUGUUUUACAGACAGGUGAGAGUGCCAGUGAGUGCUUUUGCCUUCGAUGUCCUCCAGUUACUAACGCUAAUGGAGUGGCAACUGGAUGUUAUGUCAUUUCCUGGAAGAGAAGUUCACCUGUGGAAAGUGUACCUGUUGUUAGUACAGUCAUCACCCUACCACAUGUGAUUGUGGAGAGCAUUCCGCUCCAUGUUAAUGCAGAUCUGCCAUCGUUUGGUAGAGUCCGAGAAUCCCUACCUGUCAGAUACCAUCUGCAAAAUAAGACCAACUUAGUCCAAGAUGUGGAGGUGUCAGUGGAACCCAGUGAUGCCUUCAUGUUCUCUGGCCUUAAACAGAUCCGAUUAAGAAUCCUUCCCGGCACGCAGCAGGAGAUGUUGUAUAACUUCUAUCCCUUGAUGGCUGGAUAUCAGCAGUUACCAUCUCUUCAUGUUAACUUGCUGCGAUUCCCAAACUUCACUAAUCAGUUGCUCAGGCGAUUCAUACCGACACACAUUUUUGUAAAGCCUCAGGGUCGUCAAGCAGAUAACUCGAUUGCAGCUGCGUAACUUUUGAGACCUGUUCCUCUGCACUUAAAGAAAAGGGGAUGUUGCACAGGAUAUGUAAAGCUCACUUUGGAAACAUGGCUUUGAUCAAACCAUAAGAAUUAAAUUUUAUUUUUAAAUUACAACUCUUAGCAGAACUAAUGUGUUAAAAAAAAAACAAAACAAAGCUAGUCUUUUGUAGACUUUCUUUAAGGAGUAAACAUAUGGGGGAAACUGGUGCUUUAUUGAACAGGAACAUUCUUUUGAAGUUAACUUUGAAUGUCAAACUCUUAAAAGUAUUAUUAAGGCAUAUUAAAUGUCUUAAGUAUUUAAGUGAAGAAAUGCUAAUUCAUUUGACCAAAACCAAGCGUUUUCAUAAUUAACAGUAAGUUGAAGUGCAAAGUUUGUACUAUGAGAGAUUUACAACAUUGAGAAUAUCCCUUGCAGAAGUUUGUUCUGUGCCACUUGUGUGGAGGGCAGAACAGGGUGUGCGGUAGCACAGUAAACUACACGUGGUUACAUUGUACUGUUGGAAUUUGAGCCACUUACUAGUUCUUUCAAACCAUAAAUCUAAAAGGCACUGUUUCUCCUGGGUCAGCCAUACCUCUGCGUUUGAAUUCAGCAGCUAGUCUAAUUAAGAGGGAUUUGUUCGGAACAGUUGGACUAUCCAACCUGAAGCUGGUAUGGUUUUGGAUUGUUUUAACACACGUGGCUUCCAGACUAAAGGUAUGUCUCGGUAGCCUCCUGCUGUGUGAAUUUAAAAAAUGGACAUCCUGCUGUUGUACAGCUCCAGAUGAACUGGUGUUUAAAAUACAGUAAAUCGUGUAUAUAAAAAGAAUGCAUUGUGAAAACUUCAGUUGUUUAACUUUCUAAGUAAUUACACCUUGGUUGCUUGGGAAAUACCUUAUUUAUUGUCAAAGUGGAGUUCUAAUAAACAGCUUGUAACAGAGUACUUCUG
This is a messenger RNA of Leptosomus discolor (cuckoo roller), 2763 nucleotides long. Lineage: Eukaryota; Metazoa; Chordata; Aves; Leptosomiformes; Leptosomidae. The record is from RefSeq and is a predicted model, not a curated record.